Oncorhynchus mykiss (rainbow trout) is the source of this 4832-nucleotide messenger RNA. NCBI's taxonomy places the organism in Eukaryota, Metazoa, Chordata, Actinopteri, Salmoniformes, Salmonidae. The record is from RefSeq and is a predicted model, not a curated record.
GUGUCAGGGAGGAGGAAGAGAGACAGAGGAGGGAUAUUCUGACUCUCAGACAGAGAGAGAAGACUCUUCUAUCAGAGUUGCAGACCCAGGAGAGGAGGCUGUGUGAGACCCAGAGAGAGAGCAGAAUGAGGGUAGAGGACACGGCUCGCCUACAGUCUCAGCUGGAUCAAGUCCAGAGCUCACACACGCAAACUAUGCGCCAGGCAGAGGCCAAAAUGGUGGAGGUGAGGACCGAACUGAGUGAUGAGUAUGGGAGGAGACUGGAGGAGAAGGAAGAAGGAAUGAAACGGAUAACCGAAGACCUGAAUAAUGUGAGGGAGAAACACACCUCUGCCAGGGAUCAGUUGAGGAGUACAGAGGGUAUUCUCCAGUCUCUGAGGAUGCAGCUACAGGACAGAGACAGUCAGCUGGAGAAUGCUACUAACAAGAUCUUUACACUAAAGACUUCUCUGAAGGAGGCUGAGGAGAGUUGUGUGGCUGCUAAGACAGAGGUCCAGACUCAGACGACACUACUGGAGGAGAUGAGCAGAGAACUGGGGAGACUCACACUGGCUCAGAAUAAAUCUGUGGAAGAGGUGAAUGAGCGUGGGGAGAUGCUGAGACACAUGAAGCAGGACCUGUCUGCUCUGAAGGCCACUCAGGACUCACUAAAGAGAACCCUCAGUAUGAAGGAACAACACACACACCAGCUAACACACGACAACACACACCUCCGACAAAACCUGGACACGCUAAAGAACAAGCUCCUGGUUAGUGAGGACAGGGUGUGUACUCUGUCAGUAGAGCUGGAUGAGUUGAAGAUCGGUCUGGGUAAAGAGAGAGAUCAGUGUCAGCAUCUCCAGGACCAGAUUUUACAGCAGAGUCAGGAUCUGGUGCGGGCCAACAACACACUCACUGACACACGCAGGGCUGCUGGCAGGAAGAUUCACAAGAAGGACAGCAAGCUGUCUGUGUUAUUGAAGGAGCUAGCAAAGGUUAAAAAUCACUUAUCUGAUUGUAAAAAAGAGUUGCUCAGUAGAGAGUCUGCAUUGGCAAAACAGCAGGAGGAGACGGCUCAGCUGAGAUCCAAGAUGGAGGACUGUUCCCGUCAAUGUUCAGCUCUGAACAGGGAGAAAGAGAGACUGGAGACAAACCUCACACUUACUAACCAGAAACACUGCACCGCACAAGGAGAGGUGAGCAGUAGAGACCAGGUGAUUCUACAGUUGAGGACAGAGCUGAGUAAAGCGGAGCAGAAGUAUCAAGGGACACAGGAGGAGCUGGCCAUGCUGGAGGCUGAGGUCAGCCGUCUGAACCAGAAGGUCAAGGGUCAACAGGAAGAGGCGUGUCUUCUCAGGCAGAUGUUCAGAGAGGGGGAGGGGCUUAGAGACCAGGAAGUGAUGGAACGACAACAGAUACAGAACGCACUCUGUAUCGCACAGCAACAGGUGAAGUCCCAGACCAUGUCUAUAGAGCAGCUAACAUCUGAUCUAGACUCAAUGAAACAGAACCACAGAGCCGACACAGAGCGCUGGAGCCACAGGCACUUCCUGCUCAGCAGCCAAUUAGAGCAGGCUUCCUCUGAGCUAAGUCGAUCCCAGGCCGAGGUCAGAGAGCGCAGGUCAGAGGUCACAGAGCUGAGGGGAAAGCUCCAACUGGCAGAGGAGGGAUACCAGGAGGCUCUGGAGAAGGUUGAAGAAGCUAAAGGGUUGGAAAACACACAAGACACUGAGAUAGAGCUUUUGAGACAACAACUGACGGACCUCCAGGAGGACCUGAGUGAAACCACGUCCAGGACUCAGGGCCAGGAGGAGAAGGCGGCCAUCUUUAAACAGAAGUACUGCGUUGCUAUGGAGAAGGUGCAGCAGCUCCAGGGACACAUAGAGUGUGUGGAGGAGGAGCUCAGAUACACACAACAACAGCUGACUGAAUCCAAGGCAGUGGUAGACAGGGUUAAGGCGGAGCUUACAGAGCUGGAAGGGUGCUACGAAGAAAAACAUGGCCAAUGGGAGCGCUCGGAGGAAGCCCUGGACCAACUGACUGACGAGCUGCAGGCCAAUCAGAUGGCUCUGGGGGAGGGGCGGGAGAGAGUGGAACAGUGUGAAGGAACCAUACAACAUCUACAGCAAGAGAUACUAAAGUAUGAGAGUUCUCUGAAGUCCUACCAACAGAAUUACUCCUACUCUGAUGAGCAGUAUUGUGCCUUACAAAGACAGAGACUACAACUGCAGAAGCAAUCCACAGAGCAGGUAGAGCGCUUGGCCAAUUGUGAACAGGCCCUGCUACAGAUGAGGGCCGAGUAUCUUCGCAGGGAGGAGGAACUAGAGAAGCAGAGCCAGGAGAAGGCGGGACUAGAGAGAACCCUGCAAUCUCUUCACCUGGACCUGGCCGCCUCCCACCGCAAACAUCUGGUCACUCACACACAGCUGGAGCAGGAAGUGACACAGCUACAGGAGGAAGUGACACGCCUACAGGAGGAGCUGGUCGACACCCACGACACCUGUACACAGACACAACAGACCAUCCAGGGGCAGGAUGUCUUGCUCCAGCAAGUUGAGGAGGACCUGAAGGAAACCAAGCUGCUCCUUCAGAGGAGAACCAAGGAUCUGAAGGAGGAGAAAGUCUGGGUGCAGAGGCUCAGAAAGGAGGCGCAGGAGCAGAGAGAGGAGGAACACAGACUUGGUGAGGAGGCCAGGGAGAUGCUAAAGAGGAGAUGCAGGGAGCUGGAGGAAGAGAAAGAGGAGGUGAAGAGGAGAAGCAGGGAGCUGGAGGAAGAGAAAGAGGAGGUGAAGAGGAGAAGCAGGGAGCUGGAGGAAGAGAAAGAGGAGGUGAAGAAGAGAAGCAGGGAGCUGGAGGAAGAGAAAGAGGAGGUGAAGAGAAGAAGCAGGGAGCUGGAGGAAGAGAAAGAGGAGGUGAAGAGGAGAAGCAGGGAGCUGGAGGAAGAGAAAGAGGAGGUGAAGAGGAGAAGCAGGGAGCUGGAGGAAGAUAAAGAGGAGGUGAAGAAGAGAAGCAGGGAGCUGGAGGAAGAGAAAGAGGAGGUGAAGAGGAGAAGCAGGGAGCUGGAGGAAGAGAAAGAGGAGGUGAAGAGGAGAACCAGGGAGCUGGAGGAAGAUAAAGAGGAAGCGCAGACACUCAAAGAGGCCCUGUUGGAACUACGCAGGAGUCACAGACAGACAGUGGAGGAGCUGUCAUGUCGUGGAGAGGAGGUUUGGAGGUUGGAGGGGAGUGUGAGAGAAGGAAGACAGGCAGAGGAGAGGAGGAGGCUGACAGUGGAGAGGCUGGAGAGGCAGUCUGCAGAGCUGAGACUGGCCCUACAGCAGGCCAUGGAGAACACACUCAACACACAGAGAGACAACCACACAACACAGGAACAAACCACCAUCACUGCCAAUACCCCCCUGAAAACAUCCAUCCAGCCAGUCAGAGCGAGACCGCACACAUCAGCCAGCCAGGAGAGAGAUGCUCAUGUGAAACCGGUCUCUUUAGGACUGGUGAAGACAUUGGAGGAGGAGAACAACUCAUUGACCAAUCAGGUGAGGACUUUGGAGGAGAAGUACAGCUCGUUGACCACUCAGCUGCUAAGGUCACAGAGCCGGGGCCAAGACGACGUCCAGCGGCUAGCCAAUCAGGAGGAGCGUCUGGUCGUACUGAGGACAGAGUCAGAGACGCUACAGGAGAAGUACAGCAGCAAGGUGCAGGAGCUGGACACACUGCGGUUGGAGGUGGAGGAGGCGUAUUCUGACAACGCGCACCUCCGCCAGGAGAACCAGGUGGUCAUGGCCAACGUCAACCGCUGGGUCAAAGAGCAGAGGGUUGCCAGUGAGAGUCUAGCUGCUAAGAUCAGAGGUCAGAACAAGGUGCUGCUCAUCAUCAGUGAGGAGAAACAACAUCUUCAGGAGGCUAACAGGGCCCUAGAGGAGGAGCUGAGGAAAUUGGGAGAUGAGGGGGAGGAGAAGGAGAGAGAGAUGGAACGCUUAAAGGCCCAGGUUCAAGACCGGGGUCAACAGCAGGAGGAGGAGAGGGAGAGCUUUGUGACCACCAACCUGAGUCGGAUCCAGUACAUGCAGGUCAGACUGAGAAGCAACCUGGAGGCUAUAGGCUUGCUCAACAAACAGCUGAGUGCUCUGGGAGGAGAGAACGAGAGAUUGCGUCUGCAGCUGGAGGAGGAGAGAGCAGAGCGCAGACGAGUGAUACCGCCAACCAACCACCGGAGGGGUACCUCCCCCCUUCCCCUCUCUCUCACCCACGGAUCUUCCUCCUCCCUUCCCUCCCUCUCCCCCUCUCUGGAUAGAGACACAGGAUACCCUCCCCCUGCCUCCCACCUUUCCCCCUCCCCUUUUCACCACCCCCCCAGCCACAGCCCCAGUCCCAGGCCAGGGGAGAAGGACACUGCCCUGACCCGAGCAGAGUUGAGCGUGGCUGGGCCGCGGGAGCCAGGUGAGGCCCAGGCUGUUAAUGAGGCCUACUGGGUGAGGAGGGUGGGAGAACUAUCAGUACAGUUGCAGGACAGAGAGCUCUACUGGUCAGGUAGGAUCAACCACCUCGCUACGGAGAUUGAACAGACCAAGGACGUUUCGCCCCUCACCUAACCUCCCGCUGACCACCCUGUUCCCUGACCUCUAAUGCCUGGCAUCUCUUCUUUGUUUGGCUGUUGUUUUGGAUGGGUUCAGUUAUGAAGCCAUAUCACUGUCUCUGAUCACUGUAUGACUGUGUACCAUGUGCUGCAAAUGUUGACAUUUACAUCUAUUUGUGUGUGCGUGUUCCUGCACUCGUACAGUGCCUUGUAACAUGGAGACUGUUGUAGUAAUAUUGAUAGUUAUUGUUGUCUCUCUGAGUUCCAGUUUGAUAAUAAA